Molecule: messenger RNA, 4731 nt
Organism: Columba livia (rock pigeon)
Lineage: Eukaryota; Metazoa; Chordata; Aves; Columbiformes; Columbidae
Gene: PAIP1
Product: poly(A) binding protein interacting protein 1
Exons: 11
Coding region: 1972-3426 (484 amino acids)
Biological process (GO): regulation of translational initiation
Molecular function (GO): translation activator activity; protein binding; RNA binding
Source: RefSeq, a predicted model, not a curated record
GCAGAAAGUCGGCUAAGUGAAAAGAAGUCACAUUAAUGACUAAAGGUGAAAAGUUGUCUGGUUCAAUAAUAGUAACCUGAGGCAUUUAAAUACUUAUAUAGUUGUAUACCUUGAAGAAUCAGAUGAAUCAGAUCUGCUUUCUUGAAAGACUGGCAUGUUAAAAAGGGUUGCCAGUAUAUCAUGAUGAUUUUCCUGAGACCAGAUUGAGAAUUUCAGCUCCUUUUUCACAUUAAUGUAAGCUUUUAAUUCUCCUGCAGGUAAGGUAAGUCUAUAAAUGUGACCAAAGGUCACCAUAUAGGCUAUAAAACUGAAGUUGAAAUAACACAAGAACACUGACUAGUUUUAAUAUAUUUAUUUUAGUAGCUAAUUUGUGAUCUUUAAAGGAUUGGUAAUACUGCUUAAGUCUAGUUUUGACAAUUUUUAACACAAAGGAAGUCUUGCAGUUUUUCUGAAGACUCAUCAAAAUCUCCUACAUUUGCUCUCGUUUAAGUUGCAGAGUACAGAUUUGUUAGUUUACCAGUCUUAAUUUUCAGUGAGGGUUGCUAGGAACAGUUUUCCCAUGAGCCUAAUUAAUUUCAACUGUGUCACCUUUGCUGUAUGGCAAACUUUGUCUCUCACCAAAAAUCAGCCAAUUCAUGCCUCGGGAAAGUAACAAAUAUUUUAUACCUUAUUAUUUUAUACCUUAUCCCCCCAUUCAUGAUUAAAAAUGGUAAAAUGUAAUAAUAAAUCAAAUAGAAGUAUAACUUCCAAAGAUACUAUUUUACAAUACAAUUGGAAUUUUUUUUUAAAUACAAGACAGUGCUAUUCUGAUUUUUUUUUUAUAUAUAUAUAUAAUGCAUCAUACAUACUUGCGUAUUUUUCAUCUCCUCAUGGGUGACAAAUAGAGUUUGACCUAACACUACAGCAGCCUCUGCCAUUGGCUCUGGUGGGCGCAGGUGGCCAGGCCAGCACAGGCCAGGCUGUUCAGGGUGAUGAAACACAAACAUCACCUGCAGCAUCAGCUGAGGUCUGUGCUGGGCAUCCCAGAUCCCAGUUACCUUCCUCAUCUCGAAUCAGCUUGUGAUCUGGAGUUCACAAAGCAAGUAGAGCAAGGCUCUGAACAUAAAUAGGUGAAUUAAAUGGUGAGUCAAAUCAUUUGCAGUUAAUGUGAUAUUAGCAAAGUACAUUACAUGGACAGUCUCCAUAUAUAAUAAAUACAGUGUUGUCACAUUGGAGGCUUAACUUGGUUUCCUUAAAUUUAGACCUUAGCCUGCACCUUUUCCACACAAACCCUUUUCGUGUGUAAAACAGCUGUACAUGCAGAGUGCUGCCCGAUGCUGUUAAAGGCAGACACCGGUAGCUACAGGUUUCCUACUAAGUGUAGCUGCCGUCUUGGUCCUGUUGCGUCAGCUCACGCUGUUUGUUCCUGUGGGGAAGCAAUUACAAUAGAACAUUGCCUUUUUGAAAAUGCUGUUUCCAAGAUUUCCUGUGUUUGGAAGAAGGUGUGACACAGGUACCUCCCACGGCCCCAGAACCGGUCGCUAACACAAUCAAGCUGCGUGCUGGUUGGUAGCUGUGAGUCUGUCCCGUGGUGGGGGGACGAUGCUGACUCAUCAGUUCUGAACACGUGAGGUUCGCAACGCGGCCCGCAAUCCGGGUGAGAGCCUUUAACCCGUGACAACCGAGCUGGCCUUUCCGGAGGUGGCAGCUUUUGCCGACACCCGGCCUGGGGCGGGGACGCGGCCUCCUCCCCCCACCCCGGCGGCGGCCCCGCACCCGGUUGCUAUGGCGACGGGCGUGACCAAGCCGCCAGGGGGCGCUCUCAGCCGCGCCGGGCCGCGACCAUCGUGGCGCUGCGUGUGGGGGUAAAACUGAAAGUGAAGGGCUCGGCCCGCGGCGAGGCGGGACCACGCUGCGCUCGGCUCCCCUGGGCCCCAGCCUUUCCCCGCGCCCGCUCUCUCCCAUGAGCGCUUGAGCGGCCCCGACCUGAGCAUGUCGGAGAGUUUCGACCGAGCGCCAGGUGCCGGCCGAGGCCGGGGCCGAGGAGUCGCUGCCCUCCUCAGAGGCGAGGGCGCGGCGGAGAGCGGCGGCGGAGCCCGCUCCGGAGCCCGCUCCGGGGGCAGUGGUUCCCACAGCUCAGGCUCGGCCGAGGAGCAGCGGCACCAAACGGGCGGCCUCUUCCCGCAGCAGGAACCAUUGCGGCCUCCGAAGACGGCGCCGCUGGGCACCGGAAACGCAGAACACCUGCAACAGACAGGAAUUUCAUCUGGAUCACAAGAUAAAGUUUCAGUUCCUGAUUCUGGACCAGAAAUGGGUGAAGCUCAGGUGACUGUGGCUCCUGUGGUAACAUCAAAGUUGUCUGCUAAAGCACCUGAGUUUUAUCCAUCAGGAUACAACCAGAACUUCAGUCAGAACUUCACAGAUUCUUCCUUUGAAGAUAGAUAUGAUGGCUAUCUGACUUUGGCAGAAUAUGUGCAAGACUUCCUAAAUCACCUCACCGAGCAACCAGGUUGUUUUGAAACUGAAAUAGCGCAGUUUGCCGAAACACUGAAUGGCUGGGUCGCUGAAGAUGAAGCUUUACAAGAACUUGUUGAACUCAUCUAUCAGCAGGCCACAUCCGUCCCAAAUUUUUCCUACAUGGGAGCACGGUUGUGUAACUAUCUAUCUCACCAUCUAACCAUUAGUCCACAAAGUGGGAACUUCCGACAGUUGCUACUUCAAAGGUGUCGAACAGAGUAUGAAAACCGAGAUGAAGCUACCAAAGGAGAGGAGAUUACUCGAAAACGAUUUCAUGCUUUUGUGCUGUUCUUAGCUGAACUUUACCUUAACCUAGAGAUUAAAGGAACAAAGGGACAGGUGACACGAGCAGAAAUUCUUCAAGAAGGCCUUCGGGAAUUACUAAAUGCACUAUUCUCUAAUCCUGUGGACAGUAAUUUGAUAUGUGCUGUGAAACUGCUGAAGUUGACAGGCUCAGUUUUAGAAGAUGCCUGGAAAGAAAAAGGAAAGAAUGAUAUGGAGGAAAUGAUUCAGAGAAUUGAAAAUGUUGUGUUGGAUGCAAACUGUAGUAGUGCUUCUUUUUGUUUCAGAGAUGUGAAGCAUAUGCUUCUGAAACUAGUAGAACUGCGAUCAAGUAACUGGGGUAGAGUUCAUGGAACUUCUCCACUUACAGAAGCUACCCCUGAAAAUGACCCAAACUAUUUUAUGAAUGAGCCAACAUUUUACACUCCUGAUGGUAUUCCUUUCACUGCAGCAGAUCCAGAUUACCAAGAAAAAUACCAGGAGCUGCUUGAAAGAGAGGAUUUGUUUCCAGAUUAUGAAGAAAAUGGAACAGAUUUAUCAGGAUCUGGAGACCCGUAUUUUGAUGACAUUGAUGAUGAGAUGGAUCCUGAAAUUGAAGAAGCAUAUGAAAAGUUCUGUAUAGAAUCAGAACAUAAGAGAAAACAGUGAGACGUUACACAUUAAUGUUAGUCUAUUAAACCAGUUUAGGUACACUUAAAAUACAAGGGGAUAUAAAACGUUUGUACCAAAAUAAGGAACUUGAGUUUCUCAGAGUACUAAACUUAUACAAUUUCUGUUUUGUUUAACAGAAUCUGCCAAAAAUUGUAAACUUAUGCCGUGUAACUUAAAAUGUUGUGUAUAUAUAAUAGUUUAUUUUAUGUACAGGUAUAUGAACAAUUUUUUGGCUGCAAUAAAAAUGAUUUAAAAGUUAUCAUAAUUGAAAUUAAAAUUUAAUGGGGAUCAUCCAAUAAAAUUUCCCUUGAGGUUGAAAGAGGAAGAAUAACUUGAUAUAAAUUUAUUUGCUUGCUUGCUUGUUUUGGUAUAUAUUGGGACUUCUUACUGUAUGAAAGAUAUCUGGUAUUUGAUUCUGUUGGGGUUUUUUUAAUUAUUUUUUUAUUGCUAAUGAGAGUAUGAUCCAAAUCUGGAGGUUUUUUGUGUAGAUCACAAUAAUGAGAAAUGGCUUGUGAAGAUUUUGUUUUGUGGUGAAUUUUUUGUUUCAUUUAUUUUCUUCCUCUUCCAAAACCCAUAUGGCUGAGUUCUGAACUUUUUUUUUUCUGGGAAUAAACAUGAUGUAUGUUGAUAUGUGAAAAAGCAAGCAGUAUUUUGGAAGUCAGGUGCUUUCCAGAUCUUUAGUUCAGAUGAGCUUAUUUUCAAUUUUUACAAGCAAAAACUAUAAUUUGUUGUGUUCUUGAAGACUGUAUGAAUUAUAGUUAUGUUUUAAGCCAUGCUUCUGAAGAGUAUGUGCAGUGCUUGGUUGUUGGUUUUGUUUUUGUUUUUUUUAAUGUAUCUUAACAUGUCUGACCUUCCAGCAAUCCUUGUAACGUUCUCCAUUCUUCUAAUUUUAUGUAGUUUGAUUUAAUUUUGUAGUUGGAGUAAAUUCAUAUCUUGCAUAAAUGUUAAAUCCUGAAGCCAACUACUGGUUUUUUUUGAUCCCAUAUAAUCAUGUUAGUUUUCCUAGGAUAGUCUGUUGUUGUUGCCAAACUCAGUUUUACUGUUUUCUGUUAUCUGUUACUGGUUAGACUGAGUAGAACUCCUCACCAAAAGAAAUAGAAAUAUUUCCGAAAAGUUAUCUACUGUAAAGAACACAUGUUGUAAAUAUGCAUGUAAAUAAUUCUGUUAAUAUUUCAUUGUUAUUUGUUUGGUUAAAUAACUUGUGCAUCUGCUAAUAGAGUGAGCACUGACUGUUUUCUGGAUGUUUAUUUAACAUACUUGUUUAGGUUGGAGUUUCGGAAAAUAAAGUUUAACUAGCUUUGC